This is a messenger RNA of [Torrubiella] hemipterigena, 1748 nucleotides long. NCBI's taxonomy places the organism in Eukaryota, Fungi, Ascomycota, Sordariomycetes, Hypocreales, Clavicipitaceae. The record is from the annotation of a GenBank genome assembly.
AAGGUCCACCCACAGGCCAGCGGGUAAUUCUCGGCGGCCAAUCGGCUGGGGAAGAGUAAGCUACGUUAGCUUGCCCAAAGCAGAGAAGCCGUCCUUGCACUCUACAUCAUCGUCACUUUUGGUGGUGGCUUGUCGUUUGCAUUGCUGUUUGUGUUUUUAUAUUGGAUGCCGCCAUCAAUCGCAUGUGAAAUACCUCCGACUUAAUACUUGCAACACCGAUACUCCAGUUUUCAAACAGAGAAGCAUCACACCGUCGGCUCAAGCACCACCGAUCGCAGCCAUGUCGUCAGCCCUCGUGAGGGCCAGCCUCCGCGCACCGCUGCAGCAGGCUCGCUUUAUCAACACAUCUGCUCGCGGGUUGCUGCCCGCUGGAUUCCCAGGAAGCAGUUCGCCUCCUUCGUAUUUCCAGAAACCGCGCCUUCCAGCCAACACUGUUGUGCGCUUCGUUCCUCAGCAGACAGCAUGGAUUGUUGAGCGAAUGGGCAAGUUCAACCGCAUCCUCGAUCCUGGAUUGGCUAUUCUCAUGCCCUUUAUCGAUCGCAUUGCCUACGUCAAGAGCCUGAAAGAAGUGGCUAUUGAGAUCCCGAGUCAAAGCGCCAUCACAGCCGACAACGUGACGCUCGAGCUGGACGGUGUGCUAUUCACGAGGGUCUUUGACGCAUACAAGGCAAGUUAUGGUGUAGAAGAUGCCGAAUAUGCCAUCUCCCAGCUUGCCCAAACGACGAUGCGAUCCGAGAUUGGUCAGCUCACUCUGGACCACGUCCUUAAGGAGCGUGCUGCCUUGAACACAAAUAUCACCGCAGCCAUCAACGACGCAGCAGAGGCUUGGGGAGUUACCUGCCUGCGUUACGAAAUUCGAGAUAUCCACGCCCCUGAUGCCGUUGUCGAAGCCAUGCACCGCCAGGUUACUGCCGAACGAAGCAAGCGAGCAGAAAUUCUCGAUUCCGAAGGUCAGCGCCAGAGCGCCAUCAACAUUGCCGAGGGUCGCAAGCAGAGUGUCAUUCUUGCCUCUGAAGCUAUGCGCGCCGAGCGUAUCAACGAGGCGGAUGGUGAGGCUGAGGCUAUUCUCCUCAAAGCCCGAGCUACCGCCGAGGGUAUUGACGCUGUGUCGAAGAGCAUCCUCCAAGGUGCUGAGGGUGCCCAGGGCGCCAUCUCCCUGACGGUCGCCGAGAAGUACGUCGAUGCCUUUGCCAAGCUGGCCAAGGAGAGCACUGCUGUUGUUGUUCCCGGCAAUGUCGGCGAUAUCGGCGGCAUGAUUGCCACUGGCCUCAGCGUCUACGGCAAGGUCGGCGAGGCUCAGGCCCGCACCAUGGCAAAGCAGAUUACCGGCGCGUCAGAGACCGCAUCAUCCCCCGAACUCAAGGAGGAAAGCAAGACAGAUGUCAAGCAGACUGUACUGGACAGCUUCAACAACGCAACCUCUAAGCAGUGAAGCAAAGUUGUCAUUGCCGACCUUGACUAAAAUAUAACGAGCCAUGUCCCACAGAGUAUAUACGGAUUCCACUUCCGACGCGAUAGCUCACCCUCUCAACCGAACCUCUUCUUUGUUUUUGUUCCUUUUUUGCAUUACAACACUUGGCGCAAUGGCAAAAUGGGUCAGACCAAUACUCAAACCACGCACACCGUCAGCGCUAAGCAAGGCGAUGGGAGAUGGCAAAAAGCAGAAAAACAAAACCAUGUAUUAUGUAUCAUCACAACUCGAGAUAUCUUUUAACAACGCUAAAGCAAAUGUAACGCCUUUACUCUUC